Molecule: messenger RNA, 705 nt
Organism: Dujonia railenensis
Lineage: Eukaryota; Fungi; Ascomycota; Pichiomycetes; Serinales; Debaryomycetaceae
Source: the annotation of a GenBank genome assembly
AUGCCUAGUGAGAGUGCCGAAGAACCCACGGUGAAGACCGCCGAGUCGCAGGAAGAUGUCCAAAUGGAAGAAGACGUUGAAGUUGAUGACGAAUUCAAUGAUGAAGAGCCAGGGAAACAAGCAACUUCAGGUGGAAGCGUAGGUGCCUCAAAAGCUGAUGGUGCCGGUAAACCAGAACCUGCUGCCGUAGUUCCUCCUGCUAUUGGAAUGCCUGAGUUGCCAGAACUCACUCGUAAGGAUAAAACGUUAAAGGAGGUGCUAGACCUCUUAGAUGGUGAUUUUGCUCCGAUAAUACCGGAUACCGUUACAGACUACUACUUGGCCAAGAAUGGGUUUACUAGUUCGGACGUCAAGAUAAAAAGAUUGCUUGCCUUGGCCACACAGAAAUUCGUACUGGACAUAGCACAGGAUGCUUAUGAAUAUUCCAGAAUCCGUAGUACAUCAUCUGUGUACAACUCAGCUAACCCACAGGUAAGAGCUAAGCAGUUACUUCUUGGCCAACAGUACGCCAAUCAGCAGCAGAUGACUGGUGCUGGUGGCCCUCCAGGAUCUGCAGAUGGUCUGUCAGAUCUGCAACCUCUGCAACACUCUGGUGGUGGUGCUGCUGGUAAUCAACAGGGGAAAAUCGUAUUGACAAUGGAUGAUUUGAAUAGCGCUCUCAGUGAAUAUGGAGUGAACACUGCCCGUCCAGAUUUCUACAGAUAG